Messenger RNA from Ipomoea nil (Japanese morning glory), 443 nucleotides. RefSeq names its product callose synthase 7-like. The record is from RefSeq and is a predicted model, not a curated record. The coding region runs from base 93 to 371 and encodes 92 amino acids. The transcript has 3 exons. Lineage: Eukaryota; Viridiplantae; Streptophyta; Magnoliopsida; Solanales; Convolvulaceae.
AAAGGUAUGCCAAAGAUGUAGAGGAGAAAUGAGAAUACCAUGAGCACUAUAACAUUCUCCCUCUUUAUGAUGUUGGAGUUAAACCUGUGAUAAUGGAACUUUCUGAGAUCAAAGCAGCACUUCGAGCUAUCCGUAAUAUGGAUAAUCUCCCCAUUAUCCGAACUCAUGAUGGCAGUAAGGAUAAAUCAACAAACGACAUCCUUGAAUGGCUGGCUUCAGCCUUUGGAUUCCAGAAAGGAAAUGUAGCAAAUCAACGGGAGCACUUAGUACUGCUGCUUGCAAAUAUGGAUGUUAGGAAUAAGAGCUUAGAGGAUCAUGAAAACUAUGACCAAGUAAUUGACCUUUUCAGUAAUUCCUUAGUUCAUCAUUAAGAUGAAUAAUUGCAUGUUGAAGUCAAAUCUUUUGCUCUUCUUUUAUGGUGUUUUGUAGCAAGAGAUUUCUCA